Suillus clintonianus is the source of this 1428-nucleotide messenger RNA. RefSeq names its product P-loop containing nucleoside triphosphate hydrolase protein. Gene Ontology annotation, molecular function: GTP binding. The transcript has 4 exons. The coding region runs from base 371 to 1141 and encodes 256 amino acids. The record is from RefSeq and is a predicted model, not a curated record. NCBI's taxonomy places the organism in Eukaryota, Fungi, Basidiomycota, Agaricomycetes, Boletales, Suillaceae.
GUCAUGUCUAAAGUCGCAGCGAAUGGCAGGGUCUAAGUGGACAUGCACACACCAUGCCCAUCACCAGAGUCCAAAAAGCAACCUAGCUGUUAUUUCAAUGCUCGCAGAGACGCCACGUUUUGAUGUCGAAGUUCUUGGAUGUUCUCUAGAUCUUGCUAUUUAUGCUCCCCUUGCAGCCCUAAUAGUCGUGGUGCUAUAGGGCGCAACACAUUCGUCCUGGCAGAAAGCGCGGGUGCCACGGAGGCAAUUCAUUAAUUAAACGCCCAACAGCCGGCGUUAUCCAUCUCUUCAAUAAGCUUACUGGUUCGUAAGCUCGUGGACUCCUCUCGCUUUUUGCAAGACUAAUUGGGUCUACCGGAGAUUCGAGAAGAUGUCUGACAGCCACGGCUCCACAGACACGACAAGCGCAGUAGACACAAGGAGUACAGACUCGGUAUCACAGCAGGGAUAUCAUGGUCGACCGCGUAACGUGGUACUCUAUGGGGAAAGUGGUGUAGGCAAAAGCUCGCUCAUAAACCUCAUUAUGGGCCGUGAUGUAGCGAAAACAUCUCCUGAUGCCCUCGCAUGUACUACUACACAUGCUCCAUAUGAUGUGACGAUCAGCGGGCAAUACUUUAGGCUGUGGGAGACAGCAGGGUUAAACGAGGGCUCAGAAGGCACCGUGCCUGCGGCCAAGGCGAAAAGGAACUUGACCACAUUCCUCCGCAGCCUACACCAGGAAGACGGUGUCCAUCUUCUUGUAUAUUGCGUGCGCGGAACGCGAGCAAUUAAGGCACUGCAGACCCACUACAAAAUAUUCUCGGCAGCCAUCCAUGAUAGCAAAGUGCCCACUAUUGUUGUGGUGACUUGUCUGGAAGACUUCCGUCCAGUGAUGGCAGAGUGGUGGCACAAGAACAAGGACGAGCUUGCGACGUAUGGAAUGCAUUUCUCUGGAUAUGCUUGUGUCACGACUUUGAAAGAUGAACCCGCAGAGUCCUCGGAUAUUCACCAACGUCGUACACAGUCCUACGAAGACGUUCGUAGAUGUAUUCUUGACCAUUGCUCGCAGACCCCUCACAAGGCAUGGGGCACGGAUAUUAUCACAGACCAACGAAACUUCCUCACGAUUUUGCUGCAGAAAUUAGCUCGUUUUGUUGGAUGAGCCCCCCGUGACCAGGAUGCCCUUACAAUCAUCUUUGCUAUAGGUGGUUCUCGUACAAACCUAGGCCCAAGUAAUCAGUGAACAGGAUACUGGUCAAUUCUUUCGUACUUACAUUACGCAAUGUCUACAUGAUCCGAUGGGAGUACCCGACCAACGUGCCAGUGCCCGGUGCAUCGCCAAUUGCGAUAGCCAGUGCCGGGUGCAUCGCCAAUUGCGAUAAGUAUGCAGACCUCGAGGAUGUCACCGCCAUCGGUAUAAGUGGUGUAAAAUUUGUCAGAGGAAGGAAU